GAACGCACUUAAAAUGGAAUGGCCCUGGCAGUACAAUUUCCCACCCUUCUUCACGAUUCAACCUAAUUCAGAUACGAGAAAGAAACAAUUGGAAGCUUGGUGUUCACUGAUUCUCAACUACCACAAACAGAAAAAGUCCUACAGCAUAGAUGUUACAGAGAUACUCAACUCUCAACUGUGUCAUAACAAAGAGAUAGAUAGAAAACUUUCGUUAGAUGGUUUAUAUACUGUGUUAGAUGAACUUUGUAGAACAGGGCACUUAGAAUGGAAAGAUCCCAAGACAAAGAAGCAAUGUUUGGUAAUGUGGAGAACUCCUGAGGAAUGGGGAAAUUUAAUAUAUUCAUGGAUAUUAUCAAAGUCCAUGACUAAUACUGUAUGUACUUUUUAUGAAUUAACUAAUGGAGAGGACUCAGAAGGAACAGAAUUUCAUGGUCUUGAAAAAUGGUUAUUAUUACGAGCUAUAAAGACUUUAGAGAUGCAAAGAAAAGCAGAAAUAAUGAUGUUUGACGAUAGUGAAGGUGUCAAAUUCUUUUAGUGCAAUCUGUGAUAUAGUAAUUUUUAUAUAAUUUGUAUGUAUAGACAUUGUUGUACUAUUAAAAUAUCUAUCAUAUAUAAA
Mytilus californianus (California mussel) is the source of this 616-nucleotide messenger RNA. RefSeq names its product vacuolar protein-sorting-associated protein 25-like. Gene Ontology annotation, cellular component: ESCRT II complex. Gene Ontology annotation, molecular function: structural molecule activity; protein homodimerization activity. Lineage: Eukaryota; Metazoa; Mollusca; Bivalvia; Mytilida; Mytilidae. Gene Ontology annotation, biological process: protein transport to vacuole involved in ubiquitin-dependent protein catabolic process via the multivesicular body sorting pathway. The record is from RefSeq and is a predicted model, not a curated record. The transcript is spliced from 6 exons. The coding region runs from base 14 to 535 and encodes 173 amino acids.